Molecule: messenger RNA, 3252 nt
Organism: Monosiga brevicollis MX1
Lineage: Eukaryota; Choanoflagellata; Craspedida; Salpingoecidae
Exons: 6
Biological process (GO): protein processing
Cellular component (GO): trans-Golgi network; Golgi membrane
Molecular function (GO): serine-type endopeptidase activity; protein binding
Source: RefSeq, a predicted model, not a curated record
AUGGCCACCACCACCGACCCCGCCACGUCGCCAUCAACGGAACACGAGUACCAUCAUACAUGGGCGGUGCACGUUCCACACGGCGAGGCGCACGCGCGCGACAUUGCAAGGCGCCACGGAUUUCUUUUUCAUGGGCAAAUUGGCGGCUUGGAUGGCUACUACCACUUGGAGCUUGAUUGCACCAAUGCUUCGGGCGCUCACUGCGUCCCGCGCCACGAGCACUCACACCACUUGACACGCCGCCUCGUCGACGAGGAGCACGUGGGAUGGGCGGAGCAGCAGAAGGUCUUGCGCCGCAGCCGACGAGAUAGCAUUAGCGACUACGCCGCCACCAUUCCUGACCCUAUGUUUGAGGAUCAAUGGUAUUUGUACAACAGCAAGCGAGACGAUCACAAUGUGAUCCCGGUUUGGCAACGCGGCAUCACGGGCAAAGGCGUUGUUGUGACUAUCGUGGACGAUGGUAUCGAAUACACCCACGCUGACCUCAAAGCCAACUACGAUCCCAAGGCCAGCCACGACAUGAAUGGCCGCGACAAUGAUCCCAUGCCCAACGAACUCGACCCCAUCAACCGCCACGGUACUCGUUGCUCGGGUCAAGUAGCGGCUGGCAAAAAUAAAGUCUGUGGCACAGGCAUUGCCUACGACGCCAACAUUGGUGGCGUGCGCAUGCUUGACGGGGCCGUGACGGAUGCCGUCGAAGCUGGCUCCCUUGGUCUCAACCCCGGCUAUAUUCACAUUUACAGCAACAGCUGGGGUCCCAAUGAUGAUGGCCGCACGCUUGAAGGGCCCGGCCCGCUGGCGCGCAAGGCAUUAGAGAACGGCGUCCAAAAUGGCCGUCAGGGUAAGGGCUCCAUCUUCGUCUUUGCAUCAGGCAAUGGCGGUAGCUCGGACAGCUGCAACUGUGACGGUUAUACCAAUAGCAUGUAUACCAUUUCCAUCGGCGCGCUUGACGAGUCGAACAGCGAACCCUAUUACAACGAACGCUGCGCCUCCACUCACGCCGUAGCGUACAGCUCCGGCUCAGGACGCAGCAUCUCCACGGUCGAUCUGCACAAUGGCUGCACCCGGUCUCACACGGGCACCUCAGCAGCGGCCCCCUCGGCCGCAGGCUUUAUUGCUUUGGCCUUGUCGGCCAACCCCGACCUGACCUGGCGUGACAUGCAACACAUCAUUAUCAAUACUGCCCGCAAGGUCAACCCCUACGACACCACCUGGACCGAGAACGGAGCGGGCUUCAAACACAGCGACAAGUUUGGCUUUGGUCUUAUUGACGCCGAAAAGCUUGUGGAUGCUGCUUUGGCAUGGCGCACCGUGGGCCCUCAGCUCCAGCUAGAGCAAAGCAAGACCGCCAACCAUGCCUUGGAAACGUCUGCCUACGUGGGGACAAUCACGGUGGAGGCCACUCAAACCGGCAUCACCACGUUGGAACAUGUGCAAGUUCAUGUGUUAUGUGAUGCUUAUAAGCGUGGUACCGUGACCAUCUCGAUCGAAAGCCCCACGGGCGUUGUGUCUGAACUCUUGCCGUACCGCUCGCAUGACUACGAGCACUCGGGUAUCGAUUGGACCUUUAUGACUCUGCGACAUUGGGGCGAGUCACCCAUUGGUACCUGGACAUUGCGUGCCAACGUCAAAGGCAGUUCUACAGCCCUACUCAAGACGUGGAAGCUUAUUGCAUACGGCACCGGUUCCGCGGGUGAGGCUGGUUGUGCUGCCGGCACGUUUGCUGAUAGCGAGGGCAUUUGUGUGCCGUGCGAUGAGCAAUGCGCCGAGACUGGUUGCACUGGGGCUGGUCCCAAUGAGUGCAACGCGUGCCUCCACUAUACUUUGGCAAAUGGGACCUGCGUGAGUGAUUGUCAGCCUUACGGGCUGCUCACCCCCAGCACAGAUACGGGCACAUGUCUUCCAUGCCACCCCCUCUGUCAAGGCGGCUGCACUGAUGCGACUGCCAUGGGUUGCACGUCAUGCAUCGGGCCCGUGCUCGUCAAUGAAACUGUGCACCGCGACCAAUGCGUCGCAGCGUGCCCGGAGGGCUAUUACGCCGAUGCCGCCAACCUCUGCCUCGAAUGUAACCCACUUUGUGCCACUUGUCACGGGCCUGCCAGCACCGACUGCGACACCUGUGCGGCCUUUGCUACCGAUGAGGGCACCUGCGUGUCCAGCUGUGCAGCCGGAACGUAUGCCGACGGCCACGCCUGUCACUCCUGCCAUGCGCUCUGCGCAACGUGUUGGGGUCCCGGCGAAGCCAACUGCAACUCCUGUGUGGGUCUAUCUGAGCAGGGCCAGUGUGUGGAAGCGUGCAGCUCGGGAUUUUUCGACAACAACGCCGGGCAGUGUAUGCCCUGCGCUGCCAAUUGCACGCUCUGCACAGGCCCCGAGGCGGGUGACUGCCUACGCUGCGCAGAGUGGCGGCAAGGUGAGGCCUGCGUGGCCGCAUGCGCAGACAACUAUUUCGGCGCCAGCAACGGCGAAUGCCGGCCUUGUCACACUGAGUGCGCCGCGGGCUGCCAAGGACCCUCCAAUCUAGAUUGCCUGCCAGCCGAGGAACCUGACUGCGUGCAUGUGCGCUUGGGCGGCGCCUGCGUGGCUGAUUGCCCUGCGGGCCUGCAGCAGCUCGCCUCGGGGGAAUGCGUAGAAUGCCACGAGCUUUGCGGGGCUGCCGGUUGCUCCGGCUCGGGCCUAGCUGAUUGUCUUGACUGUGCUGUGGCUGCCUACAAUGGCACCUGUGUGGCUUCAUGCCCUGCCACCACAUUCGCCGAUGCCGCGACGAGUACUUGCCAGCCCUGUGCAACGGCGUGUGUAGCAGGCUGCAGCGGCCCAGCUGAGACCGACUGCGACGCAGCCGACUGCCACGACGUCACCUGUCCUGACGGCCAGUUCUUGGAUGUGUCGCAAUGUCGCUGCACUUUGUGCAACGAGGCUUGUGCCACUUGUUCGGGCCCGGCAGCAGAGACGUGUGACACGUGUGCCGUGGCCGAGUACGAAGGCACUUGUGUUUCGAGCUGCCCCGCCGGUACUUACUUGGAGGCCCAAGCCCAGCUGUGCCUGGCGUGUGAUGAGCAGUGUCUCAAUGGGUGCACUGGGGCAGGUCCGACACAGUGCACGGCUUGUCUUCAUGCACGCCUUGGUCAUACGUGCGUGGCUGCUUGUCCAAUUGCCACCUUCUUGGAUGCCAGUAGUCAGACUUGCGUCGAGUGCGAUGCUGAGUGCCUAGACGCAUGCAGCGGUGCCGGUCCGUCGGCGUGUACCUCGUGC